This is a messenger RNA of Lotus japonicus, 525 nucleotides long. RefSeq names its product glycine-rich protein 23-like. The record is from RefSeq and is a predicted model, not a curated record. The transcript has a single exon. The coding region runs from base 1 to 525 and encodes 174 amino acids. Lineage: Eukaryota; Viridiplantae; Streptophyta; Magnoliopsida; Fabales; Fabaceae.
AUGAGGAGCAAGUACAUUUCGGUGAUGGUUGUGGCGAUAUGUUUAGUGCUGGGAAUGUUCCAAAAUGUAGAUGGAAGGAACCUGAAGAAGGCAAAGGUUGCUGAAGACGUGAAAAAACCAGAAUGGUUCUUUGACAGUGUCCCUUCAGGAGGAGUCGCCGGCAUUGGCGGUGCCGGAGGUAUUGGAGGGUUAGGUGGUGGAGGUGGAGGCCUUGGAGGGUUAGGUGGUGGAGGUGGAGGUGGUGGAUACGGAGGAGGUAGCGGUUUAGGAGGUGGAUAUGGAGGAGGAGGUGGUAGUGGUUUAGGUGGUGGAGGAUAUGGAGGAGGAGGACUUGGCGGUUUAGGUGGUGGAUAUGGAGGAGGAGGCCUUGGAGGAGGAAUAACUAAAGGAAUUGGAGCUGGAAUUGGUGGUUAUGCUUACAAAGGAAUUGGAGGAGGUAUUGGAGGGAUUGGAGGUGGUGUUAUUGGUGGAGUUGGAGGUUUUGUUGGUGGUCAUCACGACCAUGUUGAAGAAAACAAGCCUUAA